UGCAAACUGAUCGCUCUUUAUCUGUGUGUGUGUGCAUGGCAGUGUAUUCUGGCUGCUGUGACAGCCUCUCUGCUGUGAGAGUAGGGGGAUGCUCGUACAGUGAGGAUUUCUGAAAAAAAGGGGUGUUGCUGCUGUCUGAUGCUGUGGAGAGAGGAGUCGGCACCCCUCUCUCUCUCUCUCUCUCUCUGUCUCUCUCUCUCGCCGUUGUUCCUGCUCUCUCAUGCUGCUGCCUUAGACAGCCCUACACACUCCGCUCGUCUGGAUGGAGGCGCAGGGAGGGGCAAGUACCCCAGCAGAGUCCAGCAAAGACAUUCAGAACCUGCUGAAGCCCUCCAGUUCAGGGGAUCUGACCAGUGCACCUUCCCACAACCUUACAGAGGAGGAGGAGAGUGGAAUCACCGUCCCCAGCUCCGGGCUGCUGCAAGUCACUGAGAGGAGACAGCCCCUCAGUAGUGUGUCCUCCCUGGAGGUGCACUUUGACCUUCUGGACUUGACCGAGCUCACAGACAUGUCUGACCAGGAACUUGCCGAGGUCUUUGCUGAUUCGGAUGAAGAAAACCAAAACGAAUCUCCAGCAAGCCAUCACCAGCCCCCUCUGCCUAGGGGAGGGUAUAUGCGCUCACCUUCCUGGACCCGCUGUAGCAAAGGGGAGCAGACACGGGACAGGAAGCACCACAGUGAUUCAGACAACACAGAGCCCUUCCUGAAGAUGGAGCGGCCCAAGCAGCCCUGAGGGACCUAGCGAAGCCACCCGACCCAGAGAACAAUGGUGCUAAAGGAACUGUCAAAUGAAUGCUGUGCACUGUAACAUAAAACAUAGGCAAAAGCUGUGAGUGAAACACACCAAUUUAUGCAUCUCUCUCAAUACAUACAUUUCUCUUGUUUUAUGCGCGAGGGAUUCUGUUAGCACAAAAGUUGAGGAACAUGAAUUUGUGGAGGUUUCCUUUUAGGAGGCUGACUGGGCAGGGGCUCGUUCGGCAAAUACACCCAGCCGUGAUGCAUGCUGGGACUUUGGAACUACCAGCCUCAGAGUGGUAGGAGGCUCUAGGUGUGGGACUAGCACAAAGAGACUGUGCUGAAGUCCACACGCAUUGGGCAGGGUUUUAAGAACAGUCUUCUUUUGAAGCAGUGUUCUUUUAAAGCACUUUUUGAACAAUUGCUAGAUAAUAGAGGUACAGGUCAUAGAGUCCACUCAGUACAGGCCAUCAUCUGCACCUCAUCUGCUUUUGAAACUUAUCUUU
Molecule: messenger RNA, 1241 nt
Organism: Megalops cyprinoides (Indo-Pacific tarpon)
Lineage: Eukaryota; Metazoa; Chordata; Actinopteri; Elopiformes; Megalopidae
Gene: dbndd1
Product: dysbindin domain containing 1
Exons: 4
Coding region: 263-733 (156 amino acids)
Biological process (GO): negative regulation of protein kinase activity
Cellular component (GO): cytoplasm
Source: RefSeq, a predicted model, not a curated record